Molecule: messenger RNA, 3357 nt
Organism: Talaromyces proteolyticus
Lineage: Eukaryota; Fungi; Ascomycota; Eurotiomycetes; Eurotiales; Trichocomaceae
Product: chitin synthase G
Exons: 7
Coding region: 365-3070 (901 amino acids)
Cellular component (GO): cell periphery; cell septum
Molecular function (GO): chitin synthase activity
Source: RefSeq, a predicted model, not a curated record
GCCAGCUUUCCCUGUCCAUCCAUCGCCUUCACGUCUUGCUCGCUGUUGACUGACUGACUGUUUGCUUGUGAAUCUUAUAUCGCCUUCGUGAGCAUCCUACAUCAAUCCGGUCUCGCGAGCUGUCUACUUAAUCGUUUUUUUGGCUGCCCGGUCACCACGGCCCUGGCGGCUAACACUCGUUUUACUGCGCCAGUUCUCAGCUCGUCCGCCAACGACGCUUACUUGUUAGCUUCUAACACCGUUUUUCUUCCGCCCGCUCGAUAUAUGUGGCCUUGUUCCAUCCAUCGGUAAUCCGAUCUUCAACAUCUCGAUUUCAUUCAACCUUCUUUCUACUCGCCCCUAAGAGUACGGUUGAUCAACAACAAUGGCCUACCAAGGCUCCCACACCCCGGGGUCGCCUUACCACGAGGAAGGCGGCCACCGACUGGACAACUUGGGCCAGACCAACUACGGUGAAGAUGACGCGUCCCGCAGUUUGCUCAAUCAAGGCCCCUUCAACGGCCCAUUUGAAGACCCUCACAGCCGCUCCGCAUCGCCCAUGCGCCCAGUGUCGAGGUACAGUUUGACCGAGUCCUAUGCGCCGGAAUCUGCCGCUCCUGCCUACCAUGACCCCUACAACCCUUCUCCUGAGAACCCGGCGGCUGCCUUUGGAGUUCCCGGUCGUGUGGCCUCUCCAUAUGCACGCAGUGAGACUUCUUCCACCGAAGCAUGGCGUCAACGACAAGCUCCUGGCUCGGGACUGCGCCGCUAUGCCACAAGAAAGGUCAAGCUCGUUCAGGGCUCUGUUCUAAGUGUAGAUUACCCAGUGCCUAGUGCUAUUCAAAAUGCCGUUCAAGCCAGAUACCGCAACGACCUUGAGGGUGGCAGCGAAGAGUUCACCCACAUGCGAUACACUGCUGCUACUUGUGAUCCUAAUGAAUUCACCCUUCACAACGGUUACAACCUCCGACCAGCUAUGUACAAUCGUCAUACUGAACUUCUGAUUGCCAUUACCUACUACAACGAAGACAAGACUUUGACUGCUCGAACACUGCAUGGUGUUAUGCAAAAUAUUCGUGACAUUGUUAAUCUCAAAAAGUCAGAAUUCUGGAACAAGGGUGGUCCUGCUUGGCAGAAAAUUGUCGUCUGUCUUGUAUUCGACGGUAUCGAUCCUUGCGACAAGGACACUCUUGAUGUUCUGGCUACCGUCGGUAUUUACCAGGACGGUGUGAUGAAACGUGACGUCGACGGCAAGGAAACAGUUGCCCACAUUUUCGAAUACACCACACAAUUGUCGGUUACUCCUAGCCAGCAACUCAUUCGUCCCACCGACGACGGACCGAGCACACUGCCUCCCGUUCAGAUGAUUUUCUGUUUGAAGCAGAAGAACAGCAAGAAGAUCAACUCCCAUCGAUGGUUGUUCAACGCCUUUGGUCGCAUUUUGAACCCUGAAAUUUGUAUCCUGCUCGAUGCUGGUACCAAACCUGGCCCAAAGUCUCUCCUUGCUUUGUGGGAAGGUUUUUACAACGACAAGGACCUAGGUGGUGCUUGUGGUGAAAUUCACGCUAUGUUGGGUAAAGGGUGGAAGAACUUAAUCAAUCCUCUGGUCGCAGCCCAGAACUUCGAGUACAAGAUUUCCAAUAUUCUCGACAAACCCCUAGAAAGUUCCUUCGGAUACGUCAGUGUGUUGCCUGGUGCUUUCUCUGCAUAUCGAUUCCGCGCUAUCAUGGGCCGUCCUUUGGAGCAGUAUUUUCAUGGUGAUCACACGCUUUCCAAGCAGCUCGGCAAGAAGGGUAUUGAAGGCAUGAACAUUUUCAAGAAGAACAUGUUCUUGGCCGAAGAUCGUAUCUUGUGUUUCGAGCUAGUCGCCAAGGCUGGUUCUAAAUGGCAUCUCUCAUAUGUCAAAGCCUCAAAGGGUGAAACUGACGUGCCUGAAGGUGCUCCUGAAUUCAUCUCACAGCGUCGUCGUUGGUUGAACGGUUCCUUCGCCGCUAGUAUUUAUAGUUUGAUGCAUUUCGGUCGCAUGUACAAGAGUGGUCACAACAUCCUUCGCAUGUUCGUUCUUCACAUUCAAUUGCUCUACAACAUUUUCCAACAAAUCAUGACUUGGUUCGCUCUCGCGUCUUAUUGGCUUACUACAACGGUUAUCAUGGAUCUUGUCGGUACUCCUGGCACGUCAAAUGGUGAUCGCGGAUUCCCCUUUGGUAAUGAGGCUACGCCUAUAAUCAAUACCAUUAUUAAAUAUGUGUAUCUGGGUGUCCUUCUACUUCAGUUCAUUCUUGCACUGGGUAAUCGUCCGAAAGGUUCAAAACAUUCGUACAUUCUAUCCUUCAUCUUCUUUGGUAUUGUGCAAACAUAUGUCGUCAUCGAUUCUAUGUACCUGGUUGUUCACGCUUUCUCCGGUAAAAAUGCCAUCGACUUUGAUAUGGAUAAUGGGGUUGGCGGUUUCCUCAGAUCCUUCUUUUCUUCGUCCGGUGCGGGUAUUAUUAUUAUCGCCCUGGCUGCAACCUUCGGUCUCUACUUCGUCGCUUCUUUCAUGUACAUGGACCCCUGGCACAUGUUUACCUCUUUCCCUGCCUAUCUCUUGAUCAUGUCUUCCUACAUCAACAUUCUCAACGUGUACGCCUUUAGCAAUUGGCACGAUGUGUCCUGGGGUACCAAGGGUUCAGAUAAAGCGGACGCUUUACCGUCGGUACAGACGAAAAAAGAAGCAGAUGGAAAGGGCGCAGUUAUCGAAGAAAUCGACAAGCCUCAGGCUGAUAUUGACAGUCAAUUUGAAGCUACUGUCAAGCGUGCCCUGACACCCUAUGUUCCCCCGAAGGAGAAUGAGGAACGCAGCUUGGAGGAUUCGUACAAGAGUUUCCGUACCAAAUUGGUCACUUUCUGGAUUUUCACCAACGCUCUUUUGGCCGUUUGCAUUACUAGCGAGGCUGUCGACAAGUUUGGGUUUACCAGCCAAGCUACCGACCGUACCAGCCGCUUUUUCCAGAUUCUUCUGUGGGCUACUGCAGCGCUGUCCCUGGUCCGCUUCCUUGGAGCGUGCUGGUUCCUCGGAAAGACUGGUAUCAUGUGCUGCUGUGCUCGACGAUAAAUGUUACGAAUUACAGGGGGCUGCUGCUUGCAGCUGGCUGUGGAUCAGCGGCUCCGUUGGCGCUGUUUUCCCAAAAGGCUUUUUAAUAUCCAUCACUAUCCAUUUCUAAAAUAUGUAGUCUACUGUAGAUUUCCGUCUACCUUGUUUGUUUUGUCCUUGGCUUUAUACUUGUGAUGUCAACAAUUGAAUUCUUUUAAGUUGAUACGUUCAUGGUUAUAUCCGCUACAAAUAGCGGUUCAAUCGCAGUGUCUAGCACUUAUACAGCGAAUGGAAUUCAUACAUCAAAC